Molecule: messenger RNA, 3655 nt
Organism: Alosa alosa (allis shad)
Lineage: Eukaryota; Metazoa; Chordata; Actinopteri; Clupeiformes; Clupeidae
Gene: hdgfl3
Product: HDGF like 3
Exons: 6
Coding region: 1533-2132 (199 amino acids)
Biological process (GO): regulation of transcription by RNA polymerase II
Cellular component (GO): nucleus
Molecular function (GO): double-stranded DNA binding; transcription coregulator activity
Source: RefSeq, a predicted model, not a curated record
GUUGUAGGACAUUUGGAUGCUGCUGAAGCCUUCUUGUCCCAUUCGUUCCAUUGCUUCUCAGUUUGUUUAAGCUAAAUAUGAACAUUCUAUACGAAUAGUCUAUUGGUUACAAUGUGAUAAUGUAUGUGGUGUGUAAAUUAUACUUUGUUGCGUGUACAGAGAAAUGCGCGGUGUUUUCGUCGAAAAGCAUGAUAUUUUGCUGGUUUCCUCUACGUAACUGAAAGCGCUCGAACAAGCGUAGGAUAACGAAACGUAGCCUACUUAUUUUUUAUACUUCAUAACCAACAUCAGUGGUUUUACAUGCAUCUACAUUGUAUAAUUUGAAACUUGUAAUGGACAAGACAUUUUGAAUUACUUGAACGUGGGCGAAUGUUGCAACGAGCUAAUUAGCUUGUUAGCUAUCUCGUGACGGACCGCCCUCCUCUGAGAUGUGUGUUGGCCAUGAAGCUUUUAGCUCAGUGUAGCCUACUGUAGUCUGUCACUACAUGUACCGGAUUUGCUCGUUUGAAUGAAAACCACUUUGAAUGAUACUUUUCAGUGCCCCGCGGGAAUCCUGACAUUCGCUUAACCACCAUUUUGCUGUCCGCUCUAUUCUGGGCAUUUCAGAACACACACCAUUAAGAUAGUUGACAUGCCCCAUGACAUAGUUGGUUAGUAGGAUAACUUUCUCAAAUAAUUUCCAUUUGUUUGGCGAAAAUAAUAAGUGACUAUUAGGGAUUUAAUUUCACCCAAUGCUGUUGUUUGCUAUUUAUGCCUAAUUUUUGGCAUGUGGUAAAUUUAAGCAAAAGUAGUACUAUUACCACUAUUAGUCAAAUUAAAUGUGCAUGUCUGGGCGAAAGUUGUAAAAGCAGGCAAUGAAAUAGACGGAUAAAGUAGGCUAUUCGAACUUGUGUGGAGUGAAGAAUAGGAAUAUGUAGGAUUUGUUAUUCACCAGUUUGUAGCAGCUAAAGGGGUGUCAUUUCAUUCAUCACUUAAGCUAUUCCGCACUUGGGGAUAAUGUAUGGAGUGAAAAAAUAAAGGCCACAUCACACAAGUUAAUACCAUGAAUUGAUUUCCUCACAUCCUUAGCUGUACCUUUUUGAUCUGAGUACUAUCCCCUGGAAUUCAAAAAUUCUGACCUUGCACAACCUUUCAGAGUGCAUGCUAAAUUGUUUAAUAAAUAGAUCUGUGAAGUAACCAAGCAGGAUACAUGUGAAUCACGGACCACUAUUAAAGAACAGUAGCCUAGCAGAAGUCUAUAUUUUUUUAAUGUGAAAAUAAAUUCACCUCUGUGUGGAUAUUUCACUAGAAUCAACCAGCUGUUCAGUGUAGUUUACACAUGUACCAUACUGAUGUGCUCAGUCUUACAAAGUUGAAAUGGGCUCAGGUAAACUGCAUCAGUGUGUCACCUCUGUAGAGACCCACCCUUCAGGCUUCACUGUCCUCCCAGAUCUCUCUUGUGAAUUAACAGGUUACAUAGGGCAAUUCCUUUGAACGUUCUGUCUAUGCACCACAAGCACUAAUCAUUUAUUACCUUGUCAUAAGAAUUUGUUAUGGCAUGUUCUGUAUUUGAAUCUCCAUUUAAACAGGGAAACCUACAGGAUUAUACAAAGAUUGAUGAACUCCCAGAAGGAGCUGUCAAGCCACCUGCAAAUAAAUAUCCCAUCUUCUUCUUCGGAACCCAUGAAACUGCAUUCCUUGGCCCGAAAGACCUUCUGCCAUACAAGGAGUACAAGGACAAAUUUGGAAAGUCAAACAAGAGGAAAGGAUUCAAUGAGGGUCUUUGGGAGAUUGAGAAUAACCCUGGUGUCAAGUUCACCGGCUAUCAGGCCAUCCAGCAGCAGAGCUCCUCAGAAACGGAGGGAGAAGGGGGGAAUGCUGCCGACGCCAGCAGCGAGGGAGAGGAGGGGGACUCCAUAGAGGAGGACGGCAAAGGAGACAAAGUCGGCUCCAAGCGGAAAAAGACAGCCUCCUCCAAGAAGUCGUCCAAGCUGUCAAGGAAGUCCUCUGGGGAGGAGGACCUGGACAAGGACGGCAAAGAGGAGGACCACAAGAGCGGGUCUGAGGCAGGAGACCCAGACAACGUCAUCCAGAACACCUCAGACGGCAAGACGUGCAGUCAAGGGAACCAGUUGCUCAGAGAAGAACAUUAAAAGUCAAGGCGGUCCCAUCAGGGAGGUCACUCAUCGUGCUUGUUUUGUGAUUAUGGAGUUGUGAAAUUCUCAUUGAUCUUCAACACCAGGAACCCCCACAAAGCUAGUAUGGAAAUCACAUUUUAAGUGAUUGGUGCAUUUAUACCAUCUUCUCGACCACAGUGCAACUAUACUAUAUCAUGGGGUGUAAAUUCAGUCCAGUAGGGUAUGCAUAAAAAAUUAGUCAGCCUGUACACAAACUCAACCUUGAUACACUUCAAAAAUAACCCUUUUUUAAAAAAAAAUCUAUAGCGAAAGGUAACAGUAGUCAUACAUUGAUAUUAGCACUGUUUCAUAUCUUAAGCUCUCCAGUUCAAUGCACCAGUUUUAGCAUAAUACCAGAUUACUUUCCAUGAUUAAGUUUGCAAAGACUUCUUGAUAGCUGCUCUCUCUCGCUCCUCACAAAACAACAGACCAUUCAGUGUGUCGCUCAUAGUCGUACAUGUUGUAGCUCAAGAUCGCUUUCUUAAACAAAAGGAAAAGGCUGAUGGACUACCUUCUGGAAUAUUUGUCUGUAAAAAGCAUUACCCAUACCGCUAUAUGUUACUCUUUUAUGUAACCGAAAAAUAAAAAUGUAUUGAAAAAAGUAGAUUAAAUGUAUGAAGUAUUGUGCACAAAACUGGGUUACACAUUGUAACUCACUAUUAUCUCUAUAUAUUUUAUUUUGCUGUAGAAACUAGGACCACUAUCCAACCGAAAUGCUCUCUAGGUAACUGCUCAUCUUUUUUAUGGCUAAGUGAAAUCUUCGUUUCUGUGUGUCUGUGGAAUGGAUUAUGUUGUUACGCUUUUUAGUGGCAUGCUCAACUGUCGUAUACAUCAUAAGAUGGAGAUAGUCUUGGUUGUUCUGGUUUUUGAAGGUUUCCAAUUACUUGCAGUUUUACAUUUGCACUUACUAAGAAUGGCAUAAAAAAGACUUCCAACCCCCACCAAUGAGAACAAAGCACUUCUCUACUUUAAAAUGUCCAGUCGUUGUGCUUACAACAUUGAUAGUACAUUACAUUCAGCACAUGCUUAUGUGUAAAGCAAUUUACAGAACAGUAAAGGUAUACAUCUACCAUCAUGUCUUAUUCUCCUUGAGAAUUUAACCCGUGUCCUUUGCAUUUCCACUGUCAUGCUCUGCCAGUUACAUUACAGGAGCACACUGAACUGUAUGUUUCAUUGUUGGCACUGGGUAAACCUUAAUAUUCUUUUGAGAUUUGUUUUUCUUUUUAAAAUGAACAUAACCCCCAUUAAAGGAUUACCUGUUUUGCUUCCCUCUUUGUUUUAUAUAAAGAAUAUAUUCUAUUUAUUUUUUUGAUGAGUAAACUGAAGAAAUCUGUGGUAAAUGUAGUCCCAUCAUUUUUUGUUUAUUCCGUCACCUUUUGACCUCUGUUAUGCUUGUAAUUGGAACAAGUUUUACAUUUUCAAUAUUUGUAGUUCAAUGUAAACUGUUUUUUGCUGUUUAUUGACAAGAAUUUUACAGAAUAAACUCAUUGGAAUGCAAA